ACAAUCUUAAUGUAAUAUUUUGGGAGUCAGAACAGAGGAGAGGCCAAAAAUGCUGGAGAGAGUGCACUCUGUGCGCAGGGGUGCGCAAUUUAGCGGCGAAGGAGACGACGACAACGACGAAUCGAAGACAAGGAAGAACAUAUCAAUGGCGAUGAGAGCUUCCAAUUACUUGACCCGAACUACUUACUUCUGGCCCUUCAUCAUCCUCUUUCUACUCCUCCUCUUCCACUUCUCUCUCAUCAUUCACUCUCGCAAUUUCGUCUGCGUCUCUUCCUCCUCCGAUCCUCUCUCUCGCAUGCGCUUCUUCGCCGUCCAAGACCCCGAUUCCGACUUCGGAUCUCUCGGCGUGCCCUGGUGCAGAUCGAAACAUGGAAAAACAGUUGAAUGGACGUCCAAGGAUUUACUCAAAGGCUUGGAAGAGUUUGUACCAAUAUAUGAAACACGACCCAUCAAAAACAACAUGUAUGGGAUGGGUUUUGACCACAGCUUUGGGCUUUGGUUCAUUGCCCGAUGGCUGAAGCCUGAUCUGAUGAUUGAGAGUGGUGUUUUUAAGGGGCAUUCAACUUGGGUUUUGCGUCAGGCAAUGCCAGACAAACCCAUUGUGUCACUUUCACCACGCCAUCCUGAGAAAUACCUUAAUAAGGGACCUGCGUAUGUGGAUGGGAACUGCACAUAUUUUGCUGGAAAGGACUUUGUGGAUUUUGGGAGUCUUAACUGGAGAAGUGUGAUGAAGAAACACAGAAUUACAGAUCCAAGCCGGAUUCUGGUCUUCUUUGAUGAUCAUCAGAAUGAAUUAAAACGGCUCAAGCAGGCACUGAAAGCUGGCUUCAGGCAUCUUGUUUUUGAGGACAACUAUGAUACUGGGACUGGAGACCAUUAUUCCUUCAGACAGAUAUGUGAUCAAUUUUAUAUAAGAGGUGGUGGCCAUAGUUGCUUUAAAGAUAGUGAUGAAGCUAGGAUUAGAUCAACAAGGAAGAAGUUCUGGGAGAAGGCGGUGGAUAUAGAAGAACUAUGUGGGCCCAGCGAAGCAUGGUGGGGUGUUCGGGGGUAUAUGCGAGAUGUCUUUAACCACAGUAAUAAGCCAAUAACCUAUACACAACACUUUAAGAACAGCCGGUUUGUGGAAUCAGUGCUAGAUGUUUAUUGGGAGCUCCCACCAGUGGCUGGUCCGUCACUUACUCAUCAAACGAGAUAUGAUCCUGCUCGUGCUUCCACUCCCAUUGUCGAGGAUGGCAGGUUUCGGCUAUUCCAGAGACUUGGCUUGACUAGACUCGACACUUCUGUAUUCAAUGGGUAUACCCAAAUGGUUUAUCUUCAAGUAUCUGCACAAAUUUCUUAAAUAUAUCUCGAGUUAAUGUGAAAUUAGAAGUUUGGGCAUAAAAUCUUGAGAUCUGUAAAUUUUUUGCGUUACUCUCAUAGUUUUCUGUUCUUUUCUUUUUUUCUAUUUUUUUAAAAGCAUGCAUACUAGGUUUUUUUUAUUAUUUUAUUUUUAUUUUUAUUUUUUACUUCGAGGAUUAUUAUUAUUAUUUCUGACAUUUUCUUUUAUGAAAAAUCAUGAACCUGGCACUACUAGCA
Messenger RNA from Camellia sinensis, 1575 nucleotides. RefSeq lists its product as uncharacterized. NCBI's taxonomy places the organism in Eukaryota, Viridiplantae, Streptophyta, Magnoliopsida, Ericales, Theaceae. The record is from RefSeq and is a predicted model, not a curated record. Gene Ontology annotation, cellular component: endomembrane system.